AUGUCGAGCAAAUUUAAAAGUACCAACAUCCCAAAGCAACUUAAGGCCAUUAAAUCCGCCCUCGAGGCGACCAAGCGCCCUUUCUUCUGCACUGGUAACAUCCCAUUGGAUGAGAACGUGCCCAUCACUAUAUUGCUUUCCGAAACUUCUGGGGGAACAUCACCCAAAUUUACUCCCGUCUCCUUCCCGCUGAAGAAUGAAAGCGAAAUCGUGCCACUCAUUAAUGCAUCUAGUCAGGCCUCGUUUGGGAGGGGAAAGGAAGACGUGUUUGAUCCUUCGUACCGUCGCGCCCUCGUGCUGCAAAAGGAGAACUUUGGGGUUUUUCCUGCAGGGGGCCUGGACCCCUACGGUAUAGGUAUUAUUACUUCCAUAUCCAAGUUCCUGCUUCCUUCGAAUCCGCACUCGCCCGCCGGACAGAUGAGCGAUGAUAUCUUGCGGAGAUUGUGGCAUGCGCUGGAAGCAGACACGGGAAGGGUCCAGAUCAUUACUUGUUUGGACAAACUUAACGUUUAUUCUACUGGUGACUUCUUUAAGGGACAUAUCGACACCCCUCGCUCCUCAGACAUGUUCGGGACACUGCUAAUUAAUUUGCCUGCCCGACACGAGGGAGGUCAGCUUGUGGUCAGAGCGCCAGGAACGGAAAGUAGCAACAACAGCCUGGGCCGCGAGGAGUACACUACACAAUGGGGAAGCGGUGCAAAUCUCGAGUGGAUAGCCUUCUUUUCUGAUUGUGAGCAUGAAGUUUUGCCAGUCACAAGCGGCCAUCGAGUGACACUCUCGUACACGCUGUCGUUUGACAGCACUGGUAGCGACAAUACAUCAUUUGGCACCGAGAUCUUGGCUCAAUCGGGUUCCAAUCACAAUCUCAGUCUGCUAUAUCACGCACUCACUGCUCCUGGUGUUUUCACCAACAUCGAACAUCCUCGUCUGUGCUUCUAUCUGGAACAUCAAUAUCCCAUGGACGGGGCAUUGAAGACGGCGGAUUCAGUCAGUCACAAGCUCAAAGGUCGUGAUGUCGUUCUUUAUCACAUGUUAAUUCAAACGGGCGUCAGUGUCACCUUUCACCACGUUCUCUUCGCCCAGCACCGCUCCAAGCAUCAAACUCGUGCAAUACUCCCUCGAUCUGCCAAGCUCCAAACAUGGGAUGAGAUGGAAGGCGGCGUAAAUACAUUGAUCCGUACACACAAAGGCCGGAGCCCCGGGAGGCUAGGGAUCAUCGAAGUGAAUGGGGAUCCUAAAAAGUUCGUUAAGGUGGAUUUUGUCGCAUACGGUAAUGAGGCCUUGUUCGAGACGGAGUAUGGCACUGUAUGCAUGGUGACAACCGUGCAGGGAUUUGAUGUUGACGAGCCUUGGGGAGGCCUCGAUUCUGAAUAUUAAUAUCAAGGCGUUCACAAGCUUGAAGCACUUGUAAAUGCGAAUGGCGAGACACAGUGGUAGCAACCCUUGUCAUUUGUUGCAU
This is a messenger RNA of Cantharellus anzutake, 1459 nucleotides long. RefSeq lists its product as uncharacterized. The record is from RefSeq and is a predicted model, not a curated record. Lineage: Eukaryota; Fungi; Basidiomycota; Agaricomycetes; Cantharellales; Hydnaceae. The coding region runs from base 1 to 1377 and encodes 458 amino acids. The transcript has 6 exons.